Messenger RNA from Halteromyces radiatus, 2529 nucleotides. RefSeq lists its product as uncharacterized. Bases 19 to 2469 code for a protein of 816 amino acids. The record is from RefSeq and is a predicted model, not a curated record. Lineage: Eukaryota; Fungi; Mucoromycota; Mucoromycetes; Mucorales; Cunninghamellaceae. Gene Ontology annotation, molecular function: carboxypeptidase activity. The transcript has 6 exons.
UUUUUUUUUAACAUUGUGAUGAAACCAAACGAUUCAACACCUUAUGGUUCAAUGAUGAAUGAUCAAUAUGAUGAUCAACAACGUUAUCAUCCUCCGUGUCAUCAUCAUCCAUAUCAUUUACCUUUAUUAAUCAAUGAGAAAAUGUCCUCUUUUCAAAGGCACCAGAAAAAGAAACAACACAUGUUGAUGACUGCUUGGGCUUUUGUUGUCAUGGUAGCAUCUUAUUUUGUUUUGACUCAUUCUCCGACUCCAUCCUCGGUAUUCUUAUCUAGUAGUACAAUAAAAUCUUUGGAUAAUCCUGAAGAAUGGAUAAAAGAACUUCCUUCAUCUGAUUCUAUUAAAAAUUUUGUUCAUUCUUAUGCAUCCAACGUUCAUCUCGCGGGUUCUGAAAAGGAUCGACAAUUGGCUGAAUGGACAUUAGAAAAAUGGAUGGAAUUUGGUAUUUCCAGUGCUUCUAUUGAAACUUAUUGGCCUCUUUUAAAUCUUCCCAUAUCAAGAAAACUAUCUCUUCUUUCAUCUGAAAAGGUCUCUUUAUUUGAUGCUACUUUGGAUGAAAAAGGAGAUGCAAAUCCUACUUUUCAUGGCUACUCUGGUGAUGGUAAUGUCACUGCACCUGUUACAUAUGUCAACUAUGGUACACUGGAAGACUUUCAAUUGCUUCAUGACAAUAACAUCACUGUGAAUGGCACAAUUGCUUUGGUUCGUUCUGGUUUUAUUCCUCAUGGUCUUAAAGUACGUGCUGCUCAACACUUUGGCUGUCUUGGUGUAUUGGUUUAUACUGAUCCUUCUGACCAACCAUCUGAUGGUGAUACAUUUCCAAAUGGUCCAUGGCGAUCAUCAUCCUCUGUUGAACGAGAUACUGUUCUCUAUUCUUCUUUAUUAGUGGGUGAUCCUUCAACUCCUGGUUAUGCUUCCGUUGAAAACGCCACUCAUCUUCUAUUGAAUGAAACCAACACUGUCCCUCAUAUUCCUUCGUUACCUAUCUCUUGGGAUGAUGCUACCCCUUUUUUGAAAGCUACUGAACCUUUUGGAAUAAAAGUCCCUGAAUGGAAAGGUAGUAUUCCUAAUGUUGAUUAUUGUUCUGGUCCUAGUCAACUUUUAGUUCAUAUGGUCAAUAUCAACGAAUACAAGCCAACUCCUGUAUGGAAUGUGAUUGGUCGGAUUGAUGGUACUGAAGAACCUGAUCGUGUUAUUCUUCUGGGAAAUCAUCGUGAUGCUUGGAGUUAUGGUGCUGCUGAUCCAUCUUCUGGUGCUGCUUCUUUGCUUGAAACUGUUCGUGUCUUUGGUGUUUUAUUGAAAAAUGGUUGGCGUCCUCGUCGUACUAUUAUGUUUGCUUCUUGGGAUGCUGGAGCGUAUGGUUCUAUUGGCUCAACUGAAUGGGUAGAACAUCAUAAAGAAUGGUUGGAUGAUGUGGCAGUUGCGUAUAUUGAUGUUGGUAUGGCAGUCUCUGGUACGAAGUUCACAGCGCAAUCAUCACCUUUACUUCAUCGUUUGUUAUAUGAUGUGACAAGUUCCGUGGUGGAUCCAAAAACAAGCCUAUCUGUACUCGAAGCAUGGUCUCUCUCUUCUAAUACAUCUUAUCUUCAUGAUGAAAAUACUUUGACAAUGAAGAAAAAGGAGAAUGAAUUUUCUUUAAUUGAACCUUUAGAUGCUGAAUCUGAUUAUGCCGCUUUCUUCCAUCAUAUUGGUAUUAGUAGUAUGAGUAUUGGUUUCCGUGGUGAUUAUGAUGUUCGACAUAGUCAUGAAGACAGUAUUGAAUGGAUGGAAAAGUUUGGAGAUCCUACUUAUGAAUAUCAUCAAACACUUGUCAAGAUUUGGGGUCUUUUGGCUUUACGAUUGUCUGAUGAUAUUAUUUUACCUAUGUAUCCUGUGGACUAUGUUCAUCAAUUGGAAAAACAUAUCUCUCUAUUAGAAAGUCUCUAUCAUCACGACAAUGAUGAUGAUUUACCUGAUGACGAUGAUGAUGAUGAUGAUGAUGAUGAUAAUGAUGGUGAUCAAAUACCUUGCGAACCUCCUGUAAUGAUUAAGAAGAAACAUAAAAACAAGAAGAAAGAAAAACAAGAUAUAUUCCUACCAAAGUUAGUGACGGCUUUACAUGAUUUGAAGCAUACCAGCAAGAAAUUUGAACACAAGUCAGCCAAGGUGAUGAAGAAAUUGGGUCAAGUCAGGAUCUCAUCCAAGGUGGGACGCAAGAUUGAAAAGUUAAAUGCACGUAUGUCUCAAUUUGAAAGAGUAUUUAUCAAUUUGGAUGGAUUUGCUGGUCGAUCAUGGUACCGACAUAUGGUAUAUGCUCCUGGAGAAUGGACUGGAUAUCAAACGAUGGUUCUUCCUUCUUUGAUCGCGGCGUUUGAAUCACAAGAAGAACAAGAUGUUGAAAAAGCAGAAGAACAUUUGGCCAAUACUCUUGUUAUUGCUCGUCGAUUAUUGAAAGGACGUUAUGAAAAUGAUGAUUUGAUGGAUACUGAAUAGUUUAUUGAUUUGAAAUAAAAUAAGUGUUUGAUCAAAUUUUGUUAUCCUUUGUAGGAAGAA